Molecule: messenger RNA, 2035 nt
Organism: Westerdykella ornata
Lineage: Eukaryota; Fungi; Ascomycota; Dothideomycetes; Pleosporales; Sporormiaceae
Exons: 5
Coding region: 77-1672 (531 amino acids)
Biological process (GO): regulation of DNA-templated transcription
Molecular function (GO): DNA-binding transcription factor activity, RNA polymerase II-specific; zinc ion binding
Source: RefSeq, a predicted model, not a curated record
CAGGAGAUAACAGAAGAUUCCACCGAUUCCCGAAUGUUUUAACGUUGUCCUGACGUCGGGACUCGGCCAUUCAAAAAUGUAUGAAACCGAUGCAGGGACCAUUGUGAGAUGCGAGCUUUGCAAUAAGCCAUUCGACAAACCGUCUACACUGAAGAGACACGGAUACUACUGCCGAUCCCGCAAAGGUGUUACUUCCCCACGUAGUCGAUCGUGCAUUGCCUGCGCGAGAGGGAAGGUGCGGUGCAAUAACGCACGGCCGACUUGUUCGAGAUGUUCACAGAGGAACCUCACAUGCAUAUAUCCAACAAGCAAGGGUCCCAAUACUACGCGAUCACGACUUCAAGGGAACAGAAAUGCAUCGUUACCGGCGUCGGAUUCCCCUCUUCCACGACCCCGCAGACCCUCAGCGUCGGUGAACACCACUCCCACAACCGAUAGCACAGUUCAAUUUCCACAUGAUGCUUUUAACUCUGUACUCCAAGGAGAAGAUUAUCUCGAUACUCUGUGGAGCGAUGAUUUCCGCGAUCUGGAGUUUCCCCUUCUUGUCGAUCCCCAAAGCGGAGUUGGGCCAGAGGAUGCGUUGCUUCAGAUCACAACUCCAAAUCAGUGUAUCUCAUAUCCGGACGCAUUAACAGUACCUACGGAACACGAAUUGGCCCAGAUUCCCCAGGUUAACCUAACAAUGACUCCAACCCAGACUCCUCGAGCCUUUACGAAUCGAUCAAAACUUGGAGCGGGAGCGCUGACUAUCGCCAAUCUAAUGAAACAUAUGCUAAAUUCGUAUCCGCUCCUGAUUCACACCCACAACUCCUUACCACCCUUUAUUCAUCCGCGACUGCUGUCUCAAGAUGCACGGCAUGGCCACUUGGAAUCGCUAGCGAAUUGUAUUAAUUUGGUGCGCAUGGUUGGCAGUGGGAUACAAGGAAGUGGAAAGUUGUUCUGGAAGAACGUCAGAUUAGAAUGCGAACGAUUACUUGAUGAACAUCGAGCCUACACAAAGUGGGAAUUGCUCGCCGGGAUGCAGGCGCUGUCUAUAUACGCAAUCAAAAGAUUGGGAGAAGGCGAGACGGACGACAAUAACGUCGAUCACUUACUAGUAAUGGCAAUCGCUGCUUUGGCAAGACGACUCGGCAGCAUCUGUUACGAUGACGCCCCAACUGACCAGACCGAUCAGAGCAGCUGGGAGGAAUGGAUCUUCGAUGAAUCCCGACGAAGACUAGCUAUUAUCUUCAGAGCGCUGAAUAUGCUGGUUUAUUUUGACCCGGCAGCGCUAUGUGAGAUGCAGCCAGACCUGAUUAUCGCGGCAUUGCCAGCUGGAAAGCAUCUAUGGCAGGCAAACGACCAGAUUACGUGGAAGGCGGAGAUAAGAAAAGAACCUGACCCGCUGGCGAUGGUCGCAGUAACUGCGAAUGGCGAACUAGUUCGAUUGGACGACGGUCAACAGCACUGCGGCGCGAAGACGUUACGUUACAGUAGCGCUUCGUCACAAAGCUUCAAAACUUGGGAGGAAUGGUGCUCCGGCACCGACGAAUUCGGGAGUCUUGUUAUGCUUAUCGCAUCAUUCAUAGGCGUGGCAAUGGCUGAGCAAAAGCUCCGUCCCCAUAGACCGAUCCUGGAGCGGAUGCCCCUGUCUGGCGGCAGAGAGAUCGCAGCGCCGACAUGGACAGCAUGACUGCGUUGUACUCUCGUAACAUUGAUCAUGUGUACACCAAUGCCCCCUAAGCUUACCAACCCAAUGGAAACCAUGAAUUUUGCAACGCCGCACCCGGAAAUACUAAUGAUACCCAUCAAACGUAGGAGACUGCCCGUUAUCCCUACUGAGCCACUCUGGAAUUUCUCGUCCCCCGCCUCUUCAUACCUUCCAGCUUCUGCAACAGCUGCCAAUGGAGUUUUCGUUGUGUACCCCAAUGUUCGCUUAGUUUUUGCAUCCUGAUCACCGCUACCACAACACACCCCACAGUCUUCAGGCUAUGCUUACGGGAGUGGUACGAGAUAUCUGGGGUGAUACCCAUCUCCUCGAUGAGUUUGAGGUCUG